Vanessa atalanta (red admiral) is the source of this 1024-nucleotide messenger RNA. Its product is annotated as larval cuticle protein LCP-30-like. Gene Ontology annotation, cellular component: chitin-based extracellular matrix. Bases 1 to 933 code for a protein of 310 amino acids. Gene Ontology annotation, molecular function: structural constituent of chitin-based larval cuticle. The record is from RefSeq and is a predicted model, not a curated record. Lineage: Eukaryota; Metazoa; Arthropoda; Insecta; Lepidoptera; Nymphalidae. The transcript has 5 exons.
AUGAAGUCUCUACUUAUGGUCAUUGGUCUGGUGGCAGUUGCCCUGGCAGCUGAAACCGAUGUGACCAGGCCCGUAUUCCAGUACAUCACUACAGCCUCGCCGAUAGUAACAACAUAUGAUCCUUACCGGUACUACACCGGCAGGUAUGUCAGGCCUACUGUCGCCUCCGCUGGUCGCUACGACCCUGGUCGCUACGACGCAGGACGCUACGACUCUGGUCGUUACGACCCCGGUAAAUACGACCCUAGCAAAUACGACAAAUCAGGUCGUUACACUCCCGACAACACAGGAUUGUACAACGGCGACCGCGGCGAUCGCGGCAGUGCUGGAGGUUUUUACAGUGGCUCUUUUGACAAAGGAGGCCCUGGUGGAUUAUAUACCGGUGAUAGCGAUGGCCAAGGCUACACUGGUGCUAACGCAGCGGCUUAUCGUGAACCAAUCACCACGAGCGCACCCGUGACCACGAGCGCUCCUGUGACAACAAGCGCACCUGUGACUACCAGCGCACCCGUGACUACUGAAGCACCUACAACCACAAGCGCACCCAUAACUACAGCUGCUCCAACGACAUCGGCUCCCACUACCAUCAAAUUUGUUAGCUCUACACCUUUAUACGUUAAGCCCAAACCGACAUUUGUUCCAUACGUUCCAGCACCUAUUGUUACGAAGUACAAUCCUGAUAAUUAUGAUUACAAAUACGGUAUCAUCCGUUGGGAAAGCGAUGUCCUCCCAGAAGGUUAUCAUUACCUUUAUGAGACUGAGAACAAAAUCCUCGCGGAGGAAGCUGGUAAGAUUGAGCAGAUCGACAAUACCAGCAGUGGAAUGAGAGCUAAGGGUUUCUUCGAAUAUGUGGGACCUGAUGGUGUCACCUACAGAGUAGACUACACCGCUGACGAGCGUGGUUUCUUACCCAGCGGCGCACAUUUACCUUAAUUAAUAUUUUGCUGUUAAUGUUUUUCAAAAUACUCAUUGUUAAAAUAUUUUGAAAUUUUUGUUUCAAAGUUAUAAAUAUAGGUUUAUAAAU